Molecule: messenger RNA, 1705 nt
Organism: Camelina sativa (false flax)
Lineage: Eukaryota; Viridiplantae; Streptophyta; Magnoliopsida; Brassicales; Brassicaceae
Source: RefSeq, a predicted model, not a curated record
AUGUCGUGGAGACUUGAAACGCGGUUGUCAAAUCCACGGGUUCUCCACAACUUCUGGGUUUACUUCCUUUGUCUGUGUUCCAAACGCUUUAAUGAGAUGAAAUCAAAUGGAGUUGUUUUCGAUGCAUUCACUUAUUCCACGGCUCUUAGCUACUGUGUGGGCUCUGAAGGGUUUCGUUUAGGGUUGCAGUUGCAAUCUACUGUGGUGAGAUCUGGAUUGGAGUCUGAUCUUGUUGUUGGGAAUUCGUUUAUUACAAUGUAUUCGCGGUCUGGGAGUUUCAGAGGAGCUCGGAGAGUUUUUGAUGAAAUGCCACUUAAGGAUAUGAUUUCAUGGAACUCUUUGUUGUCAGGACUUUCUCAAAUCAAAGACGGGCUUAAUAUUCAUGGGCUAUGCAUCAAGACUGGUUUUGUUUCAGAACCAUCUGUAGGCAACAGUUUCAUCACCAUGUAUGCCAAGUUUGAUGCUUUGGAAGAUGCCAAGAAGGCUUUUGAUGAUAUAACUUUUCGGGAGAUUAUUUCCUGGAAUGCUAUGAUAUCUGGAUUUGCCCAAAAUGGAUUCUCACAUGAAGCUCUCAAGAUGUUCUUAUUAGCAGCAGCUGAAACAAUGCCAAAUGAAUACACUUUCGGGAGUGUCUUGAAUGCAAUAGCUUUUGCAGAGGAUAUAUCUGUAAAGCACGGUCAGCGUUGCCAUGCUCAUUUACUGAAACUGGGUUUAAAUAGUUGUCCUGUUGUGUCAAGCGCGCUUCUUGAUAUGUACGCGAAGCGUGGGAACAUCAAUGAAUCUGAGAAAGUCUUUACCGAGAUGUCUCAGAGGAACCAAUUUGUUUGGACAUCGAUAAUAUCAGCCUAUUCAAGCCACGGUGAUUUUGAUUCCGUGAUGAACUUGUUCCACCAGAUGAGAAAAGAAAAUGUAGCACCAGACCUAGUCACUUUUCUCUCCGUGUUAACAGCUUGUAAUAGAAAAGGUAUGGUAGACAAAGGCUAUGAGAUUUUCAACAUGAUGAUCCAAGACUACAAUCUUGAGCCGUGUCAUGAGCAUUACUCAUGUAUGGUUGAUUUGCUUGGCCGAGCUGGGAGAUUAAAAGAAGCAGAGGAGCUUAUGAGUGAGGUUCCUGGAGGACCAGGGGAGUCGAUGUUGCAGAGCAUGCUCGGGUCUUGUAGGCUGCACGGGAAUGUUACAAUGGGAGCAAAAGUGGCUGAGCUUGCAAUGGAGCUGAAACCGGAAUUGUCGGGUUCUUACGUUCAGAUGUAUAACAUUUAUGCAGAGAAAGAACAGUGGGAUAAAGCUGCAGAGAUUAGGAGAACGAUGAGGAAGAAAAAUGUAAGCAAAGAAGCUGGAUUCAGUUGGAUCGAUGUUGGUGACACUGAAGGGUCUUUAACGAUGCAAGGUUUCUCUUCAGGGGAUAAGUCUCACCCGAAAUCUGAUGAGAUUUAUAGUAUGGUUGGAAUUAUUGGAUUGGAGAUGAAUUUAGAGGUAAAGGUUGCAGUUUAGGUCUCUUAUUCGUAGUUCUAAAAUGUUGUAGUAAUAGAUCAAAAGUGGAAAUGGUAGCUAUAGAGAUAUAUAUGAACUCACCGAGUGUUUUAUUUUUGCACCUACAUGCACAUUGAUUUUGUAAGGACCAUGGUAAACCGGUUUAGCAUGGUUCUCUGAUUUUGACCUCAUUGACCAGUUUGAUUUAUCAGUGGAACACUGUAUGAUAUUCGAU